AUGAAGCCUGCUACUUUCUUUCAUGCUCUUAUCCUCCUUUCCACCAAACAUUUACUAUUUUCCGAGGCCACGGUUGACGAUACCCUUGUAUACGAUAGGGAAGGAAAUCAACUCCAGAAACACGCCUCCUACUUCAUAAGCCCUCCAAUACGGGGGCCUCUUGGCGAUUCAGUGACCCUAGCCACUCCUAUUGGUGAAAACCAAACGUGUACUGAAGCAGACGUUGUUCAAGUAUUUUUAAAUUACGCUCCUUCCACCCCUUUCACCUUCACACCUGUCGCACUUAACGAGGAUGUUGUCAAAUUACGCUAUCCCCUCGCCAUUCAAUCCACAGAAAGCCCAUGUGAUGGGAGUACGGUAUGGAAGGUGUCAAGUCGUACGGGGGUGGUAUCUGGUAACAUUAUCACCACAGGUGGGGUCAUAAAUACCCCAAGCAGCUGCCUUAGAAUCACAAAACCGCAGGAACCUAAGUUCCAAAACAGCUACAUGUUUGAAUAUUGUCCCAAUUUAUGUGGUGCAGCUCCUAAAAUUUGCCUACCAAUUGGUAACAGUAUGGGACAUCUUUCGCCUAAUGGUGAGCCGUUUGAAUUUGUUUUAGACAAGGCAUCUGAGUCGGCUGCCAUAGUUUAA
This is a messenger RNA of Erigeron canadensis, 630 nucleotides long. Its product is annotated as miraculin-like. Bases 1 to 630 code for a protein of 209 amino acids. The record is from RefSeq and is a predicted model, not a curated record. The transcript has a single exon. Gene Ontology annotation, molecular function: endopeptidase inhibitor activity. Lineage: Eukaryota; Viridiplantae; Streptophyta; Magnoliopsida; Asterales; Asteraceae.